AUGGACCAAAUGGGCAAAAGUCGGGAAGCACCAGCUCAAACCAAGCUCAAAGAUACAAUUACCGAACUAACUAGGGAGUUGAAGCAACUUAGUCUAUUAGAACAAGAAGGAAUAAUCACUAAUAUUGAUAAAGAAAAAAAAGAAAAGAUUCAAUAUGAAAUUAGGUUAUCAACAAAAGCUUUACAUAAAUUAGAAUAUCAAAAACGUCAACAGCAGAAGUAUAGAUCCCAGAAAAAACAGAAGCUUCUGCGAAUAGAAAGGCAGUUUAAAGAGGCAGAUCUCAAUACGCAGCUCAUUAGGCCAACAGUUGGUCACCCAAGUCUAGAAGAACAACAACCAGACCAGCUCCAAGAAGCAUUAACAAAUAUGAACUAUAAACUGUUAUGCUCUGCAGCAUAUCUUAGGCUAAUUCCAAGAUGGAAUAAUAGUAAAGAAGGAAAGCGACACAUUAAAACGGUGCCAGUGAAGCUUCUAAGGUCACAAAAUUCAGCAAGAAGAGCCCAUGAAGUUACUCGUUUCUAUGCUGCUUUGAUAAGAAAUGUGAAAGAAAUGGUAUCAGUAUUGGGUCCCAAGAGUACUUUAGUAAUAUCCCAAGAUGAUAAAGCGCUGGAAUACCGAGUAGAACUGCCGGAUCAUGAUUGGGUUGUUGCUGAAAGGCAUAAACUAAUUCCUUCAGUCUAUGCAAUAUUGGAUAUACAAGAGGGUAAGUAUAGGCAAGCUGAAGCAGUUACAUAUUCGGGUCCAACAUUUAUAAGAAUUUGUAGCGAUAAACAUGAUAGAAGUACUGCUUAUUCUCACAGUAAAGAUUUUGAUAACUUGAUGAAUGAGGAGAAAUUGCGUAACUACACUACAACAAUGAACGAACAAUCUAAACCUGUAGUGGUGCUGAUAAGUGACAGUGGUCCCGACGAGAAUUCUAGAUAUAGAAAAACAAUUCAGAUGAUGAUCGAACAUUUUGAUAAAUAUGAUCUUGAUACUAUUAUUGUAGCAUGCUUUGCACCAUACCAGAGUUCAUCUAAUCCAGUCGAAAGGCGAAUAGCGCCUUUAAGUCAUGACUUAGCUGAUGUUAUACUUUCGCAUGAUACUUUUGGAUCACAUUUAGAUGCACAGCUAAGAACAAAUGAUGAGGAGUUAGAAAAGCGUAAUUUUAAAGCUGCUGCAGAUAUUUUAAUAUCAAUAUGGGAAAGUACAAUUAUAGAUAGCUACCCAGUUCUUGUUAAAUAUCUAGAUCCUUCUGAUGAACAUUACAGCCCAAGUGAAAAGUCAGUAACUUGGAUUGAAAAACAUGUAAUGACUUGUCGUUAUAUUACUCAAGUUACAAAGUGUGAUGAUCCAAGUUGCUGUAAGCCUUUUCAUAGUGGGAUUAGGCAAAUUCUCCUGAAUCGGUUUAUUCCUCCACCACUUGUAGUUCAGCAAACGCCCUAUAGUAUUUGCGCAGCAAAGUUAAAUGAAUCUGACGAUAUAACCCACUUUAGCUCUUUUCUUUUAUCUGUAUUAAUGGAAGGUAAACUAACUCCUCCAGAUAUGAAUAUACGAUACCUUCCUUUUGAUUGGUAUUGCCCAACUGUCAAUAAAUCGAUCAAUGAAUUUAUUUGUUCUUACUGUAAUCGGUACUUUGCUUUAAAAAGAACUUUAAAAAGCCAUACCAAAAAAUGUUCGCGUAAUGAAUCUAAUUUAUCUGUAGAGGCUGCUUUAGAAUUCCUAGUGGUUGAGACUAUGUGGGUGGAAGAAGAGGCAGUACCAGAAGAUGUGUUAGAAACCUAUCAUCAGCAGGUACAAGUUCAAGAAGAAUUGAUUGCAAAUAAAGUGUUAAUAGUUAACUGGGAUACUUGGAAAAAAUACAAGUGGACAAAUAAAUAA
This is a messenger RNA of Dentiscutata erythropus, 1860 nucleotides long. Lineage: Eukaryota; Fungi; Glomeromycota; Glomeromycetes; Diversisporales; Gigasporaceae. The record is from the annotation of a GenBank genome assembly.